Linum trigynum is the source of this 5311-nucleotide messenger RNA. NCBI's taxonomy places the organism in Eukaryota, Viridiplantae, Streptophyta, Magnoliopsida, Malpighiales, Linaceae. The record is from the annotation of a GenBank genome assembly.
CAAAAGCAUUAGAGAUUUCGUCAAUUUGUGACUUGGACCACUCUUUUUAGGGGUGGCUAUACGGUCCGGUGCGGUUAAAUUUGACCAAAUUGAUCCGGCACUAAUUCGGUCUUUUCGGGAAUAUAAGGACCAAAUAUUGGAUUGGAUACAGUCCGGUCUUGAUCCGGUCCAGUCCCAAUUCUAUCUUGAUUUUAGGUGUUGGGGUCUCUUAUCCGGUUUUUUACCUCAAAUCUAAGCCCGAAUAUGAGAUUGCAUUAUUUGCUAUCCGGUCCCAGUCCGGUCUCGGUCCGAUUUCAAGUAAAACCAAAUAGUCCGGGACCAAAUAGCCAGCCCUAACUCUUUCUUCUUCGGUAGUACCGUGUCCAUAUGUACCGAUGUACGUGAGUGCAUAACUGGUUGCCGAAUGACCCAUGUGAAAUUAAACUAUAUGCUUUUGUGUCGGCGGCUUGUUCUUCCACAGUCCAGCUUUUGGCAACUCAGUGCAACGUUGUUGAUUCGUCUGUUAAAAUGUGGAAGCAUUCUUGAACCCCUUAGUCCAAAGAUAAUGCUAGUUUUGGCUGCCGACUUCGGACUCUUCAUAGAUAUCAACGGUGGGGUUUCUUCACUUCCCUUCUUCCGUUUCCUUCUUCGCAUAAUCACAUCUAUGUUGUCCUCUCUCCCUCGUCCCUACCCAACCCACCUACCCACUAGAGCUAUCUAACGGUACGGUCUUGGUACGGAUCGAAUCAUGAUAAUUACGAUUCAAUAGUAAAAAAGAUCAUAGAACCAAGAACUGGACCAUCAUUGCAUUCGGCCUGAUUUAAUUUUCCGUAUGAUCUCGCCCAAAUGUCGAUUUAGUCCGGUGCAAUCCGAUAUGGAUUAAACUGUUGCACACGUGCUCCUGCCGUCUUGCCAACCUAAGGUGUGAUCGCUUUGCAUGUAGAAAUAGGAGUGUGCAACGGUUAGGUCAACACCAGAAUGUACCGGCCCAAAAGAUUGUCCGGACCAUAUCAUGUCAGACGUCUUCAACGGUUCUUGGUUACAUGAAUUUUAUAAAUACUGAAAUAAGAUGAACAAAACUAAACCGGAGUUAUCUGAUUCUUGGUCAUAUAAAUUAUUUUCUGCUGGACCGGAGUUCUCAUGUUUGUCUGGUCUGACCAGACUGAACCGGUGCAAAGAGAGAUGGAUAGGGUGUUAUGGGCUUGGCUGUUUGUUGGGCUGAGACCCAUAUAGUUUUUACUUUUUAGUGAGCUCAAGCAAUUUGGGCUGAAAUGAGUUACUGGACCCCCGCUUCGUGUAUAAACAGGCCUACAAGGCCCAUCUGGGUAUUUGCCUUUACCGUUUUCCCAUUUCUGAACCGCAGGAGAGCGAAGACGAGAAGAGCCCUGGUGAGCGGAGCACCAUAGGUCCAUAACAGCUCCCAAUUCCAUCUGAUCUGACCCUCAAAAGUCCAAUCCUCCAUUUCCACCCCCCACAGAAAAUUGAAAUCCUCCCGCCAAAAAGCCAGAAUGACGAAGUCUAGAGACCUCCAGACUCCGCUCAAGGAACUCUCGCGAGCUUCUGAAACCGCGAAUCGGCGAUCGAAGGAAUCUCAAUCCAAGAAGCCUCGAAAUGUUGCUAAACGGAGCUUGACCGGUGAGUUCACCACCAUCUCUGAAGACGCGUCGAUCGAAACCGCUGGCGAUGGCAGCGGUACGUCGGAGGUACUAGACGCGGAGCACAACGACGAGCUGGUUAAGAACUCUUUGAUGUUGAGUCCAGUUCUGUCCGCCACAUCAAAGAUAUCUCCUCCAUCCUCUGAUGCCUCUCUAACUUCGAAGGUGAACAAAGUUUCUCCUAAUGGAGCUGACAAACUAGUCGAUUUAGCUAAUCGGCCUGCAGAAGCAGCAAUCAUUAUCGGGCUUCUAAGAAUGGUCCAACUGGAUGCUCCCGAAUCCAGUGAUGCUAAUAAGCGAUACACGAAGAUUCUGAAAGAGUUGGCUAAGGUCGUUGCAGAUGAGUAUUAUGAUCUUCCUGAAGAGAGAGUCUGGCUGAUGAAGUUUCUUUCAGGGAGACGGGGAGUCUUGUUUCUGUGUUUGUUGAAUUGGAUCUCCGUAUUUUGCAUGCUGGUUUUCUUCAAUGCUGGAUGUGGUGCUGGCUCUGACUCUGGAAUUGCCCCAACUUGAGGCAAAAUCUGUGUUUUAAGGUACAAAUUCGAACACUGGCUUUACUUUGCUUCUCAAUGAGAUUUAGUUACAUAGUUUAGCCUUGCUAUUUGCAUUUGGUGAAUCUGUUGAACUAAUUACUUUCUACGAUAGGAUUCCUGAUUACAUAAUUGCCUUAGACGAGAGACAAGGUUAGUAGCUUAUUACGAACCCGAUUCGUACUGAAUUGAGGACUUCUUUUUGGGAGUAAGGCCAGGAUGGUUGUGGCCUGUAUUGUUGAUCAGUGUUUAGCCAUUCCUGCAGCAUGUAGCUCAUUGAACUUUAAGUGAACGAAUUAAGUGUAUUUGGAAUUUAGAACAUCCCUUUUGUUUUGUUAUCUGUACAGGAACUCAGGCUUGAAUGUUAUCAGCUGGUUAAUACUUCGGGUUUUCGUAUUUAAGAGUAAUUGCAUGUAAUUAGCCCUCCAGUUUCGUAUAAUUUUAAGUGGAUAGCUGAUCACCAUAAAACAUAAGGUUGAAGAAGAUUGUUGAAACUCUGACCUGGCACUAUUUUCCGAUUAGGAAACUAAAUUGUUAAUCAAUUCAGGAUAAUGGUUGGUUGGUCGAAUUAACAAGAUCGAGUUUCUUUCAAAUUGUUAUGAUAGGUCUUCUUAAAUUUGGACAGCUGCAGUAUCAAGUAUCUUUCCUCUAGAAUUGCUGUCUUGCUAUUAUUGCUAAAUGACAAGGUUAUGGGGGGGUCAUCAUUGGCUCAUUUGAUGAAAGUGGUUUAAGUGUAAGAGGGCUGGCUGAUUAAGAAAUCUGGGAUAGUUAGCUAGUUAGACAGCUCUCGAUAUUAAGGGUUCAAACUUAUAACCUGAAAUAGACUUCUUGGGGUUAUUCGAAUUCCUAUAGCACAAUCCUUUUGCGCCUUGGGUAGUGAGUUUUUAUUCUGUGUCCUUAUCAUUCUUGAAUGCAAGACAUGUAGAAACUAGAAUGACCGCCUAAGUCAGUGUUGCCCCCACCGGAUUCUUGUAUGUGUAUACGACUGUCUGUAUUCAUGUUGGACCGCUUUGAAAAAUGUUUCCUUGUUCUUCCCUUUUGUGAUAAAAAAAAGCUUCAUAAGAGCUCUGAGUUCUUUUCUGAUUAUGAAACUUUCUAGUCCAGUUUCACAUAACGCCAAAGAUUCGUUGUAGUCCACCCAAAAAUUGGUCCAAGUCUGUUCAAUUAAAGAAUAAACACCACCUUUUGGCGUUUUGGUUUUUUCCGUUCAGUGAUAUAGGUAGCAUUCUCCAAACGAAAAGCUUAGUUGUAAAGCUCGGUGGUCUCUAGGUGAAGGCAUAUCUACUCUCUUCCACUACUUAGACUCACAGGGUAAUUUGGUACGACGUUCCAGUGGAGUAAGUUGUUUUUGUCUUGCAUUAGAAUUGCAAUUUGCUACAGAGACUCAUUUCAGAACCGUAAAACCUUCAAUGUCAUUUGUAGAUUUCGGUAGGAGAUUCGAUGAUCCAUCAGAUUAGAAAGGUUAGUCUGGAGGCCAAGAUUGAGUCGUAGAUUUUACAGAAACGCAUAAUAUUCAUGGUCACCAUUUAUUUCCAGCUACUAAGAUGCCUUAACUAUGCUAUCAUUAACUUUAGUUUCAUGAUGUUUAGGGCUGAAAGAAUGCUUACCAUCAUGACCUGACUGUAAUCUGCUACUGCGUCUCUCCAGCAUGCUUGAUGUCAAGCUGUGUUCCUUUUGCUUCCUUGUAGUUGUAGCGCUAUAUUGUUGACUAGAAUGAUUUUGUCAAACCCAAACUCACAGCUUGAUCCCUUUUUUUUUGUUGCUUAAUUUCAAAAGUCAUUGGCUUCUACUGCUUACUAGAUAUGGUCGUAUGUGAUAAUGACCCAAAGUCUCACUUAAACGUGACAGGUUUUUUCAGUUGAAGAAGCAGUCAGAGAGAUGAUGAAGAAGAAUUUGUAGCAGCUGAAUGUGUUCCAGACUUCCAGUUCUCCACUCCAUCCGUUAUUCAAGUCUUCAGAAACAGGUUGGUUGGAACUUUGAACACGAUUAUCCUCCAUUUGACUUUCACAGUAAAUUUACAUUGCAUCUUGUCAUCAAACUCGGAAACACAUCGAGCUAUGCCUAAAAUUUGACCAACAAAAACCAAAGAUUGCUUUCGAUGCCAUAGCAAUCUAAGAUUCUUGUUUCCGCGAACCAUUUCGACAACGAAUUGAGUUUCCAUUUGGUAUGAUUGAAACACACUUUUUAAAAAAUUUAGGGGCUGGAAGAGGAAGAAACCCUUCAAAUUUGAGGCAUGCCUUUUUCACCAACAGCCAACCUAAACCUGCCAGUACAGAGAUUCUCCAUUGAUAAUAUUUAGUAUUUGAAUCCUCUCAAUCAUUCAUUCUUUCACCAUCUCCUCCCAUAUGCAAAUAAUUGCAUCAUUUUCUCGGAGUUUGUUUAAUCGAAUCCCUCUUUCUCAGUUCCUCCUCUCCCACAUUGUAGUGCUCGUUGUUUUCAUUGUGUCUCUUCCAUGGGAGGCAAUCCCUCUGGCAUCGCCAUGAUGCCGUGCAGUGCAUUAGAUUUUCCCAUAGGAAGACAGAUUUUUUUUUUUUGUUUGAUGAAGCCAUAGGAUUAGGAAGACAGAUUAUUAAAAUGGUGCACACAUGGUCGCCAUGAUUUUUAGGUGGGAGAAUUAGGAUUAGGUUCAUCAUUACUCACCCUUGUGUGUUGUUUUUAGAUAAUCUUAAACAAAGUUGGUUUUAGGCUGUUAGGGAUUAGGAUAAAGUAAAUGAUGCUUUAGCAUCAAUUAACUCACUAAAUCAGAAAAGGAAUAUUUGAGCUGGGCAUUUACAGCUUGAAAAUUACAGUGUAAAGUGAGUCCCCUUGUCUGUUGUUGAAACAUGAAAGUGGGAAUCGGCUUGGAAUUCAUAUUCUAACUUGUUCACAAUCAUGAAUCAGUCAAAGAUGGUCUCUAACAAGCCAUUUUUUUGGAGGAGAAAUCUACAUGAUUUUACUAUUUUUUCCCUUCAGUUUACUAUUGGUUUAGCCUGGCUAGACUGAUGUGGUGUAGUGGCUUUCCUGUUUUCAAAUUAAUCACAAAAUAUCUCCCCCUAGGAUGUCAGUUCGGGUCGGGUUCGGUUACCUAAACCGAAACAUGAAAAAACCCGAAAAUCCAAAACCGAAAAUCACUAAAACCGAACCCUAACUCGAUAAAGACUUGCGGGUUCC